Messenger RNA from Haemonchus placei, 417 nucleotides. The record is from the annotation of a GenBank genome assembly. Lineage: Eukaryota; Metazoa; Nematoda; Chromadorea; Rhabditida; Trichostrongylidae.
AUGGAGGGCGGUAAGGUUCAUUGGCUUGCUGUUGGAGAAGCGGAUGAACAUUGCACCAGGGCCACCGAUACAUUCUUUGGGACAAGCCGCAGAGGCCCCACCUCUGGUCUAGGGGUCGCCCCAGACCCCCGUGGUGGUGGUGAGCCCCCCGAGUUCUCCGACUCCGGCGGUGAUCGUUUUGUAAACGCUUCCCGAACCGCGCGCGCGCAGGUGCGUGCGCGCACUUUUCGUGAACGAGGAGCUCGUGCUUCGUAUAGAUCGAGAUGGGCUGGCGGGCACAGGGCGGCGUUGCCCCCUUCGGUCUGUCACAGGACUUGUCGCUGUACGGGGUCGUACCCGACUCCCGCAGGGGAAUCCAGAGGAACGUGGAGGAAGAAAAUGGCCGCCGUCAAAUGGGAGAUGACAAGGGCGCCGUAA